AUGAGGUUAGGGGGCAAGGCUGCAGCCUCCUGGCGCAUCCUGCUGUCUGUCCUUACCUGGACAGCAGCCGUCCAUGCGAAGGAUGAUCCGACAAUCAGCGUCACCACAACCAAGCACCCGCCCGCCGGCCUAAGCUACUUCGAAGACUCCGACGUUAUCCUCUACCACGACAUCUCUGAACGCAACAUUUACCGAACCGACGAUGCGGGUGUCACAUGGAACAAGGUCAAGGGAAUCCCCGACGACAAAGCCGCCCUGUUCGUGAUGCACGAAUUCGACAAGAGCCGCGCCUACGUCCUUACCGAGACCAACAAGCACUACAGGACCACCGAUAAGGGCAAGACCUGGGACGAGUUCGACAGCGUCAUCGAGAAGAGUUUCUUCCAGGGCGCCGACAUCCUCCAUUUCCAUGCCGGCGAUCCCGAUCGCAUCAUUUUCGGUGGUAUGCAAUGCGCCGGCAUUUUUUGCCAGGAAGUCGCCAUGUACACGACGGACAACUUCAAGAGCAAAGCGAAGCCCCUGCGCAACAACAUCGUGGGGUGCUGGUGGGCCAAGUCAUCCGCCAUGUUCACCACCGGCCAGAAAGACCUCGAUGAGCAGCGCAUUCUGUGUAUCGCUCUCGACAAAUCCUCGACUUCAAAGUACGAUUACAGGCUUUUCGCCUCGGAUAACUACUUUGAAGAGAAGGGCAACCAGAUCCAGGAGUUCGAACCCAACAUGGACACGAACAAGGGCGUCUCGGGCGUCGUCAACCUGGCUGUUGUCAAGAAGUACCUGAUGGUUGCGACUUCUUCUCCCAACACCGACGAGAUGGCCUUGUUCGUCACCGACGACACGAUCAAGUGGCACCGCGCCAUGUUCCCCGCCGCGCAUGGCCAUAAGAUCAACCAGGAUGCGUACACGGUUUUGGAGAGCACAAACUACAGCAUCCAGGUCGACGUGGUCAACACCGGAACUUCAAACCCCAUGGGCGUCAUGUUCACCAGUAACUCCAAUGGCACCUUCUUCAUUGAGAACAUUGAGCACACCAACCGUAAUAGGAGGGGUCAUGUUGACUUUGAGAAGAUUACCGGCGUUCAGGGUGUCUUCAUCGUCAAUGUCGUCAAGAACGCUGAAGAAGUAGAGAAGAAUCACAAGGCGGCAAAAGAGGUCAUCACCAAGAUCACGUUUGACGACGGCCGUAACUUCCACGAGCUCAAGGCCGGCAGCGACAACAUUCACUUGCACUCAGUCACGGACCUCGACAACGUUGGCAGAGUCUUUUCCAGCCCCGCUCCUGGCCUUGUUCUCGGCAUUGGAAACACGGGCAAGUCCUUGGGCAAGUUUGAAGAGGGCGAUGUCUUCGUUUCCGACGAUGCCGGAGUAACGUGGAAGAAGGCUUUGGAUGGCCCCCACAAGUACGAGUUCGGUGACCAGGGCUCGAUCCUGGUGGCUGUCAAGGAUUCCUACAAGGAGGAUGUCUCGGAAGUUCGCUACUCCCUCGACCACGGCGAGAGCUGGAAGAAGGUCGCGCUCCCGAAUGACCUCAAGAUCAAGCCUGAGCUCCUCACCACGACCCAGGACUCGACCAGUCUCAAGUUCCUGCUUGUUGGAAGAACCGGCGGCGGUGACAACCCUAACUUUCACCUCAUCGCACUUGACUUUGAGGGCCUGCACGAGAGAACUUGCAAAGAUGAUGAUAUGGAGGAUUGGCACGCUCGUCCCGAUGACAACGGCAAGCCGACCUGCUUGAUGGGCCACAAGCAGACCUACCGACGCCGCAAGAAGACCGCCGACUGCUUCAUCAAGCAGGAGUUCAAGGACCCUGUUCCGGUUACCGAGGACUGCGAAUGCACGGAUGCCGAUUUCGAGUGCGACUACAACUUUGUAAGGAAGGAGGGCAAGUGCGAGAUUGCCGGGCCUAUCAUCAAGCCUGAUGGCGCAUGCAAGAACGCCAAGGCGGAGGACACGUUUAAAGGCACUUCUGGCUGGCGCUUGAUUCCUGGAAACACUUGCAAGCGUAAGAGUGGCGCUCAGAAGGAUGACCCCGUCGAGCGAAAGUGCGGUGAUACGGACACGCGUCCUAGCGUACCCGUCGACGGCAAAGUCAAGGCCAUCAAGCACACCUUCGACACGAAGAAGACCGACUUUGAGAAGUUCUACUUGGAACGGGGCGAGACGAACAAGGAGACUGACGAAACAAUCAUUGUUCGACCCAUCGAAUAUACGAGCAGCGGCCAGAUGAAGAUCGAUCCGUCGGCACCCAUCUGGCGGACAAAGAACCACGGCAAGGACUGGGAUACUAUUCUCAAGGACGAGAAGAUCUACGGAAUCUACCCGCACAACCACUUUAAGGACACCGUUUUCUUCACGACCGAUUCAAAGAAGGUCAUGUACACCAUCGACCAUGCUGAACACUUUCACCAUUUUGACGCGCCUACUGAAGCCGAUACUGAGAUGGGCAGCCCCUUGUCCUUCCACCCUGACAAGAAGGAUUGGCUGAUCUGGGUUGGUAAGAAGUGUGAAAAGGAUGAAUGCUGGCAUGAGGCAUCAAUCACGAAGGAUCGUGGUGACAACUGGCACACAGCUCUUCGCUAUGUCCGCAAGUGCGAGUUCACUGGAAACUCGGCCUACAAGUUCCGCGAUGCGCGCCAGAUUGUCUGCCUGGCCAACAAGGAGGAGAACAACGACAAGGGCACACCAAAGGUGGUUGUUUCCAGCAACGACUUUUUCGAAGAGGACAAGCAGUAUCACCAAUCGGACGUCAGCGACUUUGCCACAAUGGCUGAGUUCAUUGUCGUUGCUGUCGAGGAUAAGCAGAAGGACGACCUGAAGCCAUAUGCCAGUUUGGAUGGAGUGACAUACGCCGAAGCGCACUUCCCUGUCAACUUCAAGGUUGGACACAAGAACGCCUACACUGUUCUUGACAGCUCCACGCAUGCUGUGAACCUCUUCGUGGCUACUUCGUCCGCUGAAGGCCGCCGGUACGGAAGCAUCAUCAAGAGUAACUCCAACGGCACGUCGUACGUACAGAGCGCCGCCAAGGUCAAUUGCGACGACAGUUACUACGUCGAUUUCGAGAAGAUUGCUGGUCUUGAGGGUGUCGCGCUCAUCAACACAGUCAUCAAUUCCGACAAGGAGAGCGAGCCGAAGAAGGUCCACACGCAAAUCAGCCACAACGAUGGUGCUCAGUGGGCUUUCCUGCCACCCCCUCGCAAGGAUGCGGCGGAUAAGAACUACGACUGCAGCAGCAACGAGGGUGACGAGAAGUGCGCCCUUCAUCUUCAUCACUACACGGAACGAACCGAUAAGAAGAAGACAUUCUCCGCUGCGACUGCUGUUGGUGUCAUGUUCGGCAAUGGCAACGUCGGCUCCAGCCUGGGUAGCAUCAAGGAUGCUGAUACCUUCAUGUCAACGGACGCCGGUAUCACCUGGAAGAGCGUGGCCAAGGGAGUCUGGACAUGGCAAUACGGCGACCAAGGCUCCAUCAUAGUCCUUGUCCAGCGCUAUACUACCGCCACCCCCAACAAGUCGAAUGUUUUCAAGUAUUCCACGAAUGGAGGUAAGGAUUGGGAGGAACAAAAGUUCGACGACAAUGAAGUCAAGAUCAUGGAUAUCACGACUGUUCGUUCCGGAUCGUCGCGCAAUUUCCUUCUCUGGUGCAAGUCCGAUAAGGAUGAGAUGUUCACCGUCGACAUUGACUUCACUAGUCUGACCGACAAGCCGUGCAAGUAUGAGAAGAAUGGUGAAUCCGACUACUACACGUGGUCUCCCAAGCACCCGAUGCAGGCAGACAACUGCCUGUUUGGUCACGUCACGGAGUAUCUGCGCAAGAGAGAAGACCGAAACUGCUUCAACGACGGCCGCGUCGAACGCCUCCCCCAGAUUUCAAACUGCACUUGCACACGACCUGACUUUGAAUGUGACUACAACUUCGAGCUGGACAAUCACAAGCAGUGCAGUCUUGUACCUGGCAAGCAGCCCAUGUCGGCUGAGCAAUGGUGCAAGGAGAACCCCGACGCCGUCGAGUACUACGAGCCCACGGGAUACCGCCGCAUUCCUCUCACGACCUGCGUCGGUGGCCAGGAGCUCGACAAGCAAUCUCAGGUCCACGCCUGCGCCGGCAAGGAAGACGAGUUUGAGAGGCGCCGCGGCACUUCUGGAGUGGCCAUCUUCUUCGCUGUCAUCAUUCCUGUCGGAGUGGCAGCCGCUAUCGGUUGGUGGGUUUACAACAACUGGAACAGCAAGUUUGGCCAGAUCCGCCUGGGAGAAUCACCGAGCAUGGACAGCGAGGCGCCGUGGGUUAAGUACCCCGUCAUCGCGCUCUCGGCCGUGGUCGCCGUCGUUUCGGCGCUGCCACUCGUCGCUUCCGCCGUGUGGAGAAGCGCCACCUCUGCUUACGAGAGGGUGAGUAGCGGCAGUAGAGGAGGCAGCUGGUUGUCCGGAAGGGGCAACAGGCGUUUCACGACGAGGGAUAGCUUUGCUCGCGGCAGAGGCGACUAUGCUGUCGUAGACGACGACGAGGGCGAGCUUUUGGGCGACGAGAGUGACGAUGAGGUAUAG
Molecule: messenger RNA, 4542 nt
Organism: Colletotrichum siamense
Lineage: Eukaryota; Fungi; Ascomycota; Sordariomycetes; Glomerellales; Glomerellaceae
Gene: VPS10
Product: Vacuolar protein sorting/targeting protein 10
Exons: 2
Coding region: 1-4542 (1513 amino acids)
Biological process (GO): Golgi to endosome transport; protein targeting to vacuole; Golgi to vacuole transport
Cellular component (GO): Golgi apparatus; membrane
Molecular function (GO): protein binding
Source: RefSeq, a predicted model, not a curated record